Molecule: messenger RNA, 1518 nt
Organism: Onthophagus taurus
Lineage: Eukaryota; Metazoa; Arthropoda; Insecta; Coleoptera; Scarabaeidae
Product: aminoacylase-1
Biological process (GO): amino acid metabolic process
Cellular component (GO): cytoplasm
Molecular function (GO): aminoacylase activity
Source: RefSeq, a predicted model, not a curated record
CCCGACAUCAUUUGAAACGUUUAUAUUCUAUUCUAUCCUUCCAGAUAGAUAACAACGAAUUAGGUUAUUAAUUCUUUUUAUAAGUUUUUUAAAUUCGUAUUUUUUCGCGGGUAAAUUUUAACCCUCUCUACGAUUAUCUGCCAAAUUUGACCGAAAGAUGUCUAUAUCAGCUGAUCAGAAGAACGCAUUGAAUCGACAAGCGGUCGAGAACUUUCAAGAGUACCUACGAAUCCCUUCGGUUCAUCCCAAUAUAAAUUACGAUGAUUGUGUGUCAUUUUUACAAAGGCAAGCAAAGGGAUUGGGACUCCCAUUACAAGUUUAUUCUGUGGAAACUAACCGACCGAUAGUUAUUAUAACAUGGGUAGGAACUGAACCUUCUAUCCCAUCAAUUAUGCUCAAUAGUCACAUGGAUGUUGUACCAGUAUUUGAGGAUUCAUGGACACACAAACCAUUCGCUGCAGAAAUCGACCAGAAAGGCAAUAUUUACGCUCGGGGUGCUCAAGAUAUGAAAUGCGUCGGAAUCCAGUAUUUGGAGGCCAUUCGACGCAUGAUUAAAAGUGGAAUUAGGUUGAGAAGGACUUUACAUGUGACUUUUGUACCAGAGGAAGAAUUAGGCGGUGUUCAAGGAAUGAAAGAAUAUGUUCAUACAACUCACUUUAAAAAUUUAAACGUGGGUUUUGCUCUUGAUGAAGGAAUGGCAAAUGAAUCAGAGGAGUUUAUUUUGUUUUAUGGAGAAAGAUUUAUUUGGCAUAUGCAUUUUCAUUGUCCUGGUCAACCAGGUCAUGGUUCAUUAUUAUUUGAUAAUACCCCUGGUGAAAAAGCACGCAUUAUUAUUGAUAGAGUCAUGGAUUUUCGUGCUCAAGAAAAAAAGAAAUUGGCUGAUAAUCCAGAAUUGGCAAUUGGGGAUGUUACAACACUAAAUAUCACUCAAUUAAAAGGAGGUGUUCAAACUAAUGUCAUUCCAGAAGAAUUCAUUGUCUCUGUAGAUUGCAGACUUCCAAUCACUGUAGAUGAGCACGAAUGGCAACAAACUGUUGAUGGUUGGUGUAAAGAAGCUGGAAGUGAUGUUUGGAUUCAAUAUGAACAGAAACAACCCAAAGUGCCUGUCACGAAAUUAGACAAUACUAAUCCUUAUUGGAUUGCAUUUAAAGAAGCUAUGGAUGGAUUGAAUAUAACAAUAAAAAAGCGUAUAUUUCCGGGUGCGACGGAUAGUAGAUAUGUACGGAAUAUAGGCAUCCCCGCGCUCGGAUUUUCCCCAAUGAACAACACUCCCGUUUUAUUACACGACCACGAUGAGUUUUUGAACAUCGACGUUUUCCUGCGAGGAAUUGAUAUCUACGUUAAACUUAUCGAAUCUGUGGGAAAUCUUGAAGAAACAACUGGAUAAUUUGGGGGUAAAAAAUGUAAAAUUUACAAAAAAGAAAGGAUAAAACGAGACCAAUUUUUUUAAUAUACACAUGUUAUAUUUUUUGUGCAAACAUAUUACAAUAUAUCUCUAUAUAGAUUUGUUAACAAAUA